AUGAAAAAAAUAAGUGUGUUUUUAAUUAUAAUUUUUUUUAUUUGUUUGAGACAUGGAAGUAGUAUGAGGAAAAAGAGAGGAUUCAACAAAAACAGAAUAUUUUUAAAUAAGAGACUAAAAUAUAUAAAUAGUAAAAUAAUAAGUAAAAGAAAAGAAAAUUAUGUAAAAAUGAAAAUGAGCGAAAAUAAAGUUAAAGGAAAAGACAUAAUCUAUGGGAAUGAAUGUAGAAAUGAAUUAUUAAAAGGAAUAUUAACAGUAUCAGAUGUUGUGAAAUUAACAUUAGGUCCAAGAGGUAGAAAUGUUUUAUUAGAAAAGGAAUAUGGAAGCCCCUUAAUAAUAAAUGAUGGGGUAACUAUAGCAAAAAAUAUUUCUUUAAAAGAUAGAAAAAAAAAUAACGGAGUAAAACUAAUGCAAGAAAGUACAAAUAUAUCAAAUGAUAAAGCAGGAGAUGGAACUAGCUCUACAGCAUUAAUGACAGCAACAAUUACAAAAAAGGGAAUUGAAGAAGUUAAUAAUAAUCAUAAUCCAAUACCUAUACAAAGAGGUAUACAAUUAGCUUCAAAAAUGAUAAUUGAAAAAAUAAAAUCCUUAUCAACACCAAUUAAAACUUAUAAAGAUAUUCUAAAUAUUGCUACAAUUGCUAGUAAUAAUGAUGUACAUAUGGGUACAAUUAUUGCAAAUGCUUACGAUAAAUUAGGGAAAAAUGCAGCAAUAAUAUUAGAUGACAAUGCUGAUAUUAAUGAUAAAUUAGAAUUUACUGAAGGCUAUAAUUUUGAUAGAGGUAUAAUUAAUCCAUAUCUAUUAUAUAAUGAAAAUAAAGAUUAUAUUGAAUAUAGUAAUGUUUCAACUUUAAUAACUGAUCAGAAUAUAGAUAAUAUUCAAUCAAUUUUACCUAUACUAGAAAUUUUUGCUAAAAAUAAACAACCUUUAUGUAUUAUUGCUGAUGAUUUUAGCAAUGAAGUACUACAAACAUUAAUUAUAAACAAAUUAAAAGGAGCAAUCAAAGUGGUUCCUAUAAGAGCCCCAUCUUUUGGAGAUAGAAGAAAAGAUUACUUAAAGGAUUUAUGUAUUGUUACAAAUAGUAAAUAUAUAAGUGCUGACGUUGGUUUAGACUUGAACAACUUAAGUAAUAAUAUGAGCAGCUUUGAUAACAACUAUUUAUCACUAUUAGGAAGUGCUAAUACUUUAAUAGUUAAAAAAGAUAGAACGAGUUUAAUUACGAAAGAAGAAUAUAAAGGUCAAAUAGAUGAAAGAAUAAAAGUUUUAAAAAAAGAAUAUGAAGAAACAACUUCAAAAUACGAUAAAGAAAAAUUAAAUGAACGUAUAGCUGCAUUAUCAGGUGGAAUAGCUAAAAUAUUAAUAGGUGGAAACUCCGAAACAGAACAAAAAGAAAGAAAAUUUAAAUAUGAAGAUGCUACCAAUGCAGUUAAAAGUGCCAUUGAUAUUGGUUAUGUACCAGGUGGAGGAGUUACAUUUUUAGAAAUAAUAAAAUCAAAUUUUAUACAAGAAAUAUAUAAAAAAAUUGAAGAACAAUUUCAAAUGGAUAAUAAUAAAGAGGAUAAAAAAUAUCUUGAUUUAAUAGGAAAUUUAGAAUCAGAAAUAGAAUUACAAAAAAUAGGUGCAAAUAUAGUUGUUAGUAGUUUAGAUGUUAUUACUAAACAAAUAGCUGACAAUGCAGGUGUAAAUGGAGAAAAUGUUGUUAAAAUAAUUUUAAAUUCAAAAGAUAAAUAUGGCUUUGGUUAUGAUGUCAAUACUAAUAAAUUUGUUAAUAUGGUUGAAAAUGGAAUUAUAGAUAGUACUAAUGUUAUUUUAAGUGUUAUUAAAAAUAGUUGUAGCAUUGCUAGUAUGAUUUUAACUACUGAAUGUAUGAUGGUAGAUAGCGAAAAAAAAGAAAAAGGUAUAUUGGACCCCUCUUUAAAUUCACGUAAUUAUUUAAAUAAACAAAAAAAUUUUUUAAGAAAUAGAAAUAAACUUGAUGAUGAAGAUGAUGAAGACGAUUUAGAUGACGAAGAAGAUGACGAUGAAGAUGAAGAUGAAGAAGACGAGGAUGAUGAAGAUGAAGAUGAAGAUGAUGAGGAUGAAAUGAAUGAUGAUUAUAAUUAUGAUGAAUAA
Messenger RNA from Plasmodium relictum, 2112 nucleotides. It is a transcript of the gene CPN60, whose product is annotated as 60 kDa chaperonin, putative. The record is from RefSeq and is a predicted model, not a curated record. Gene Ontology annotation, molecular function: ATP binding; ATP-dependent protein folding chaperone. Lineage: Eukaryota; Apicomplexa; Aconoidasida; Haemosporida; Plasmodiidae. The transcript has 2 exons. Gene Ontology annotation, biological process: protein refolding. The coding region runs from base 1 to 2112 and encodes 703 amino acids.